AGAAGAAGAAGAAGAAGAAGAAGAAGAAGUCGCGUGUGUCGCGUUGCAUUAACCGGCAGCGCUUCCUAAUCUUUGAUUUGAGCUCGAGGCGAAGCGCAGGUGGCUUCAUUCAGGAAACGAAGUUCAGAUAAUGUCAGAAAGCCCGAUAGUUUCGGGUUGACUCGUCCUAUCCAAGGGCCAAGCGACAAUGUUGCGCUUCUGCACUCUUCCCGCCGCUUGGUCAGUUGUCCAGCAAGAAUUACAAUAGAAGUGGGACGUUUAUCCGCAAGCUGCCGAGAUCUUUAUUUUCCACCCCCCCAACCAGGACUUGGGUGCGAGCUGCCAAAUGCUGGCAAUUGGUCUUGCAUGCAACAUCAUGCACGGACGGCGUUUUUGCAGCUAGAAGCCAGUUGCAGGAUUAUUUUCUUUCUUCCCCCCCCCCCUCAGCUAUAGCCUACGUGCCAAAACAAACCAGAAUGUUGACGAACCAGAACCAACCUGCAUUCCUGAACCACCAGCAGCAGCAGUCACCAAAUCUGAACAUCACUCCUCUCUCCCUCUUCUGCGUGAAACCCCACAGCCUUCUUCAAAUAAAGAAAUGUGCCAUCACCGACGAUUACAAUGUCACAAGUCAGGUCCUUGGCAUGGGCAUAAAUGGCAAGGUGCUGGAAAUAUUCCAAAAAGAAAGUGGAGAGAAAUAUGCGCUGAAGAUGCUGCAGGACUGCCCGAAGGCCAGGCAAGAGGUGGAGCUCCACUGGAGGGCGUCCCCCUGCUCCCACAUCGUACGCAUCGUAGAUGUUUAUGAGAACCUUUACCAGGGCAGGAAGUGCCUCCUUAUUGUUAUGGAGUGCAUGGAUGGAGGGGAACUAUUCACUCACAUUCAAGACAGAGGGAAUCACGCAUUUACGGAGAGAGGUGAAGAGAUGUAUAAUCCGGUCUACCGUCAUCCGUCAUCCUGUGCUGAUUGUACCAUUCUCCAGUUUUCCCCCCCUUUCGUAACCAUCCUCAUUCCUUGCCACUCCCUUUUUGAUUUAGAGGCUUCUGACAUCAUGAAAAGUAUCGGAGAAGCCAUAAAUUCACUGCAUGACAUCAACAUCGCUCACAGGGACAUCAAGCCAGAGAACCUCCUGUAUACCUCCAAAAUGCCAGACGCCCUCCUCAAGCUAACUGAUUUUGGAUUUGCCAAAGAAAUCACCACACUCAACUCUCUGGCAACACCGUGCUACACUCCUUACUAUGUCGCUCCAGAGGUCCUUGGUCCGGAGAAGUACGACAAAUCCUGUGAUAUGUGGUCUCUGGGCGUCAUCAUGUAUAUUUUGCUUUGUGGAUAUCCUCCAUUUUACUCCAACCAUGGCCUGGCAAUAUCCCCAGGAAUGAAGAGACGGAUACGCAAUGGGCAGUAUGAGUUUCCAAACCCAGAGUGGUCCGACGUAUCUGAGGAAGCCAAGCAGCUGAUACGUGAACUACUAAAGACUGAGCCCACCAAGAGAAUGAGCAUCACAGAGUUUAUGAACCAUCCCUGGAUAAACCAGUCAAUGGAGGUACCACAAACGCCGCUCCAUACCAGCCGUGUGCUCCAGGAGGAGAAAGAUAUCUGGGAAGAGGUCAAAGAGGAAAUGACAAGUGCACUGGCAACGAUGAGAGUGGACUAUGAGCAAAUCAAAAUCAAAACCAUUGAAGACUCGAGUAACCCCUUACUCUUGAAGAGAAGAAACAAAGCGAAAAAUGCCACAGUACAAACCCCAAGCCUGUGACAGGACACCUUAGGGCAAUCUUACUCACACAGUCUCUUUUGAAAACCUGGAUCUGGAUCUCUGUAGCGCUUUUCUCCUCUUUUUCUCUCUCUUAGCACAUGCAUUUGAAAUCAAGCAAAAAGAGUCACCCAAGACUUGCGUCCAAAAAAGCUUUCAGGAAACUAUGAAUUGUGAAGUGGUUCAAAAGUAAUAUUGCCAAUUUGAUGUUUUGUUUUGUGUGUGUGUGUGUGUUUUUGUUUUUGAAAAUGUGUUUUCAGUCAUUUUUAUUUACUUUUGGCUACCUUAUAUUUUGGGGGAACUGUAUUUUUGGCCAUUAAGUAUAAGUUGGUAGUUAGAUGUGAAGAUUUUAUUUGCGGGUUUACAAUUGUCACUAUAACAUCAUUUACAGAGCUGCAGCUUUUUCUUUUUUGUUUUUUUAGCCGUUUACUACUUGCCAGCGUAACAGUUCUGUAACUAAUUUACCAUCAAAGUGAGGUUUUUCAUGGUUUGCCACGUUUCUCAAAUUGCAUUUGCUUAUUCACGGGGUACUGUAAACCGUAUCCGAGAGCUCAUAAAGGAAAAUGAAAUGCAUUCUCUUCUGUGCACUGACACAUACUCUGUACAUGCACUGAUUUGGACUCAAAACACCUGGGAGGAAACCAAUAUUUGUACAGUAGCAUGUCACUAAAUCUCUCUGUUGUGGAUGUACAUAGUCAUUCACAUUUCACAUCAACAGUACUCAUUUUUUUGUGCAUUGUGAGUUUUGUUGCCAUUAACAGUUUUACAUUAAUUUUAGGUUACAAUGAUAGCUGCUGUCGAGUGUGUUUUUCAUUGAUGGUUGCGUAAUGUUUAUUUUGGUUCGCAUGCCCUAAAACAGGGUUCUUAAUUCACCCCAGGACUUUUUUGAGACUGACAUGAGGAUGUUGUCUUGAAUGUCUGCCAGCGUCAUUCUUAUGCAUUAUUAUUAUUAUAAUAAGCGAUGCCUGAUUACUUGUCUGUAUGCCGAUGUCAUGCAAGCUUUUCCCCCACUCCGUCAACAGUGGAAAUAUUCCUGCCAUUGUUGUAAUCCAUUAUGAAAUGGUUGUGAUAUCGUCCUCGUAACACUGACAGGUCAUACGUGGCAUUCUUCAUGCCUGCCAUGCCUAUGAAGCAGAUGGUAAUCACAUUUGUUUUGGUGUCACUUAAUAAACCUUGCCAAUAACCAUACACGCUUCUGUAGUAUUCCUGCUGUGUGAAAGACAUUAAACGUGUGGCAGAGCUCAGGGAAGAACUAUAUAUGAAGGGACCAGUUCCGAGAUGAAACGUUACUCCUUAUCAAU
Molecule: messenger RNA, 3031 nt
Organism: Lampris incognitus (smalleye Pacific opah)
Lineage: Eukaryota; Metazoa; Chordata; Actinopteri; Lampriformes; Lampridae
Gene: mapkapk2b
Product: MAPK activated protein kinase 2b
Exons: 9
Coding region: 456-1733 (425 amino acids)
Biological process (GO): intracellular signal transduction; peptidyl-serine phosphorylation; toll-like receptor signaling pathway
Cellular component (GO): cytoplasm; nucleus
Molecular function (GO): ATP binding; calcium-dependent protein serine/threonine kinase activity; calcium/calmodulin-dependent protein kinase activity
Source: RefSeq, a predicted model, not a curated record